Messenger RNA from Ilex paraguariensis (yerba mate), 2268 nucleotides. The record is from the annotation of a GenBank genome assembly. Lineage: Eukaryota; Viridiplantae; Streptophyta; Magnoliopsida; Aquifoliales; Aquifoliaceae.
AUGGAAGCAAUCAGGAAACAAGCCACUAGACUCAGAGAGCAGGUCGCGAGGCAACAACAGGCUGUCCUCAAGCAGUUCGGCGCUGGCGGAUAUGGAGGUUCUGAUAAUGUUGUUACUGAUGAAGCUGAAUUCCAGCAGCAUCAAAAACUUGAGAAGCUUUACAUAUCAACACGCGCUGCCAAGCACUUUCAAAGGGAUAUUGUACGGGGUGUAGAAGGAUACAUCGUUACUGGGUCCAAACAAGUUGAAAUAGGGACAAAGCUGUCUGAAGAUAGCAGGAAAUAUGGAGUUGAAAAUACAUGUACCAGCGGUAGUACAUUAUCCAAAGCUGCAAGGGGUUUUGGGCGAGCUCGUGCUCAAAUGGAGAAAGAGCGUGGGAAUUUAUUGAAAGCGUUUGGCACACAGGUUGCUGAGCCGUUGAGAGCAAUGGUAAUGGGAGCUCCAUUGGAAGAUGCUCGACAUCUGGCUCAACGUUAUGAUAGAAUGCGACAAGAGGCUGAAGCUCAGGCUAUUGAAGUUUCCAAACGACAAGCAAAAGUGAGAGAAGGAACAGGCAACCCUGACAUGGCUUUGAAACUUGAAGCUGCAGAAGCAAAACUACAGGAUCUGAAAUCAAACAUGGCAAUCUUGGGGAAGGAGGCUGCUGCAGCAAUGGCUGCUGUUGAAGCUCAACAACAAAGGCUGACUCUGCAGCGGCUUAUUUCCAUGGUUGAAUCAGAACGUGCCUACCAUCAGAGAAUAAUACAGAUACUCGAUCAGCUAGAAGGCGAGAUGGUAUCAGAGCGCCAACGAAUUGAAGCACCUCCUAGUCCAAGUAUGGAUACUAUGCCUCCACCUCCAUCUUAUGAAGAAGUAAAUGGUGUAUUUACUUCACCAGUGCAUAAUGGAUCAACUGAUAGCAUGGGUUACUUUUUAGGAGAAGUAAGUGAAUUAUUACACAGCUCAACCACAUGUGCUGCAUUUCAAAAGCGGGAGGUCACAUGAUCAAACCUUGACAAUUCCUUGGGGCCAUCCCCCCAGGGAUUUAUCCCUUUAAUUGCAUGGUGCAUCUGGAAGGGGGGCUGCUUAUGCUCUAGAGGAUUAGGCUAUGUACUCAUAUCAAGCUGAAUCCGACGUGGAGCUUACUUUGUUGGUUGGCGACUAUGUGGUUGUUCGAAAGGUUAGCAGUCUUAUUGAGAAUUAUUCUCUUCAAUGCUUUAGGGCUUAUUGAUGGAUUACUUCGGUGUAUUUCUUAAUUCUAAAAGUCAGUCACUUGAAGUUGUAGCUUCUAAUAGCUAUACUUUGGUUUUCCUUUCCUAGCUCAUCCUGGGAAUUACCUGGGAUCACAGUUUGUCCCAUGAUUAACAAUAUGAUCUGCCAGCUUUCAUCUCACAUACUCGGUAGCUUUGUGUUUUUUCACUCUUUUUUGUCGUCCACAUUAUGCAUUGGUUUGUUCUCUCAGUUACAUCAAUCUCUUUGAUCAUUAUUGCAACAGCCAUUUCAGGUUCUUCAAACAUUGCAAGCAUACCAUGGAGUUAUAGUUUACCCCUGCGGCUUUAUUUUAUUUUCUUAACUGUUUAAUCACUGUCUUAUUGUUCAAUGCAGUAUUUUUUUUUCCCCUAUUCUUUCUAUUCUAGUUUUAAGCCACUCUUGGAUUUCAUACCCAAACCCUUGUAACAGCUGUUUACAUUCAGUGUAUUUGUACUGAAUCCAGCCCAAAAAAUGAUACAUGUUUUGCUAUUUUCUCAGGUUUCCAACAAUGGGUGGGCGGAAGGUGAAUCCAAAGGGAAAGCAGGUUGGUUCCCCUUUGGGUACAUUGAAAGACGGGAACGAGUUCUUGCUAGCAAGGUGACUGAAGUAUUCUAAACAUUACCGAGUUAGAGCAGGUGCUUGUUCUUACAGAUAAGAACACAAAUCCUGGACUGCUCCUGUUUAUAUGCAUAGCUUUCACCAUUUUUCAUAUUUGUACGUGUGUUUUGCUCGCUCUCUCUCUCAUUUUUUAUUUUUAACUUCUAGUAAUGUUAGACUGACCAAAAUUUGGGACCAAAUUUAGAGUUCAAAUGAUAUGACAGUUGAUUUGGGCUUCUUUGAUUGGUGUUAUAUUAUUUGGGUUCCAAUAAAAACUAUAAAUAAUUAACUGUCAUGUCAUUUGGGUUCUAAAUUUAGUCCCAAAAUUUGGUUAGUAUAGCAUUAAUCUUUUAACUUCUAUUUGUAUUGUAGAUUCAGGAAUACAAUUCAUUUUUGUCAUUUUUUGGUGAUAUUUUUGACAGAUUAUGAGUGAGAACUCUG